Microplitis mediator is the source of this 727-nucleotide messenger RNA. RefSeq names its product geminin (gene geminin). The transcript has 5 exons. Lineage: Eukaryota; Metazoa; Arthropoda; Insecta; Hymenoptera; Braconidae. The coding region runs from base 165 to 695 and encodes 176 amino acids. The record is from RefSeq and is a predicted model, not a curated record. Gene Ontology annotation, biological process: regulation of DNA replication.
AAAAAUUAUAUACACAUUCAAAGAAGGUGGCCGUUACUUGACGAGGGAAGUUGAUAUGAGUAAUAGAAAAUAAAUUAAUUAUUGAUUCUAAAUAAUUAAUUUAUUAAGAUUUAAUAAAUUAACUCGUUUGAGUGGUAAUUAAUUUGGUAGUAAAGACGUGAAAUAUGAAAACUGGAGGAGCAAACGUAGCCACGGCACAUUCGGAAAAUUUGGAGCACGACAAAUCUAAAAAAGCACUACAAACUCUUCAACCCGCAGCCAAGGACAAGGAGAACCUUGUUGGCAGACAACUGAGAUCCAGAACGCCUGCCCAAGGUCUCGUCAAGGAUGAGAUGUCAGCAAAAACUAAAAAAGAGGCUCCACAAAAAGACAAAAAAACAAAAAAACUAACAUUUAAAGACAAAGCAUGCCAGACUACCAGAGGAAAUAAAAUUCAAAUUGAAGUUGAAGAUUUGACAUCUGAAGCUGGUCCAAGUGAAAAUUAUUGGGAAGUAUUAGCGGAAAGACGACGUAUUGCUUUGGACGAUGCUUUAGAAGAGAACCAAGAACUGACUCAACGUAUUGCUAAACUCGAAGAAGAGAAGAAAAUAUACAAAGAGAUGCUUGACGAAACUCGAGCACUUGUCGAAGUGCUUCAGGAAAUGGUUGGAGAAGAUCGUAGCGACAUAAAUAAUUCGCUCGAAGACACUCUUUGAUAACAAUAAGAAUCAAACCUAAUUUAUUUUUU